AUGAAUAGUAUCUUCAAGUUUCUUUUUCUCAUCGUUCUGCUGGGGGUCGGCCUCCAACUUGGUAACGCCCAGGAAAGGGACUGCUCGAAUAGUUGUAUUUUUACUGCCAAAUGCUCGCCCUACUACAAGGAUCUGGUCUGGGCAGUUGUAAAUUGCGUCUGUCGCGUCUUUCAGAACGGCUGUCUUUUUGCACACGAGAACUGCAUGAGAGCAAACCAAUGCUUGCCACCGAUGAUUGCCACGUCCCAGGAAAAGUGUAAGGAGUACUGUCCGAAGCGUUGUACGCGUGAGGGUCCGGCUGUCUGUGGCAGGUUCCCCUACAUCGACAGCGACGGAGUCAACAGGGAAAGGUAUUUGUCCUUCGGAAAUCGUUGUAUGCUGAAUCAAUAUGCCUGCGAGAAUGCUGUGGCAUAUGUAGAAGAACCAACCAUUGGAGCCUGUCCCUAA
Drosophila persimilis is the source of this 447-nucleotide messenger RNA. RefSeq names its product salivary glue protein Sgs-5. Gene Ontology annotation, molecular function: protein binding. The transcript is spliced from 3 exons. Lineage: Eukaryota; Metazoa; Arthropoda; Insecta; Diptera; Drosophilidae. The record is from RefSeq and is a predicted model, not a curated record. The coding region runs from base 1 to 447 and encodes 148 amino acids.